CGCCGCUGCCGUCCGUGGUUGUCGGCGUCUCCGCAGCCUCCUCCUUCCCCUGUCCCAAUUCCAUACGGCGAGACCUUCCCUUUUAGUUUGGCACGUCGUCCGUGGUGUUGCCGUCGUCUUUCCGCUGUUAGUGAAAGGGAUGCUACUUUCAACUUGAUCUGUUCACAUUGACACAUCUCAAUCAGAUAAAAAAAUUGGUACACAUUUUUUUCCAACACGUAUUUGUUACUCCUCCACCAAUAAUUACAAACUCACAUAGACUUGCUCAAAGACUUGGAGAGUGGAACCAUACCACACAUGCAAGACUUGACUCUUGUUCUUGGAACGUAAAGGAGUAAUUGCAACCAAAUUCACAUUGGUUAACAAAUGUGACUACACAGUGUGGCCGGGAAUUCAAUCUAACGCCGGAGCCCCUCUCUCCACCACCGGCUUCGUCCUCCAACCCGGUAAGUCCACUCCAGUCACCGCCGCAGCUGGCUGGAGCGGCCGCUUCUGGGGCCGAACCCUCUGCUCCCAAAACUCCACAGGGAAAUUCUCCUGCGUCACUGGCGACUGCGGCUCAGGAAAGCUUGAGUGCUCCGGCAACGGCGCCACGGGUGCCACGCUGGCCGAGUUCACCCUUGGCAGCUUUGGCGGCCUCGAUUUUUUCGACGUCAGCCUCGUCGACGGCUACAACGUCCCCAUGCUGGUGGCACCCAUCGGCGGAUCCUCCGCCGGAAACUGCACCGCCACGGGAUGCGUUGGAGAUUUGAACGGCGCGUGUCCUUCGGAGCUGAGGGUUAUGAGUGAGGAUGGAAAACAAGGAGUCGCGUGUAAAAGCGCGUGUGAAGCGUUCCGUUCGCCUCAAUAUUGCUGCACCGGCGCGUAUGAGACGGCGGAGACUUGCAAGCCAACGAGUUACUCGCGAAUAUUCAAGAGCGUUUGCCCACGCGCCUAUAGCUACGCGUACGACGACAAGACCAGCACGUUUACUUGCGCGAAUGCCGAUUACACAAUUACCUUUUGCCCUGCCCCUAGUACAAGCACUACAAAAGCUGAUGAUAUUGGUGUUUACUGGGGCCAAAAUAGUAAUGAGGGAACUCUUGCUAAUACAUGUGAAUCAAGAAAGUACUCCUAUGUAAACAUAGCAUUCCUUACCACAUUUGGAAAUGGUGAAACCCCGGUACUAAACCUGGCAGGACAUUGUAAUCAUUCUUCAAAAGGGUGCACUGGUCUUAGCUUAGAUAUCAAAAGUUGCCAGAAGCAAGGGAUCAAGGUCAUGCUCUCGAUCGGAGGAGGAUCCAGUACAUCCCAAUUGACUUCUUCUAAAGAUGCUAAAAAUGUUUCUGAUUAUCUCUGGAACAAUUUCUUGGGUGGUAACUCAUCUUCGCGCCCUCUUGGGGAUGCAGUGUUAGAUGGGAUAGAAUUCAACCCAGGUGAUAAUGGAUACUCAAUAUACUGGAUGGACCUUGCACGUUACCUCAAGUCCAACUCAACACAAAAUGUUUCUAUAGGUGCAGCUCCUCAAUGCCCCCUUGUUAGUGCUGAGAACUCUACCUUUAGUAGUGGAUAUUUCGAUUAUCUUUCGGUACAAUUCUACAACAAUCCUCCAUGCAAUUUUGUGAGUAGCAGUACUAGUGGCUUCAUAAAUGCAUGGCACCAAUGGAGCAAUUUGAAAGUGAAGAAAAUAUUUCUGGGGUUGCCAGCAUCUUCUGAUGAAGCUGCAUCUGGCUAUAUUCCUGCAAAUUUGUUAAAUUCUCAGGUCCUUCCUAUCAUAAGGAACUCAUCUAAUUAUGGAGGCAUAAUGUUGUGGGACAGAUACAGCGAUGUUAAGAGCAGAUAUAGUGAUUCCAUCGAAUUCGAUACAGGAGCUCAAGCAUCCACGCCUGCCAAAAGGAACAAAACCCACACAGAAGGGAAAGCACCCAUUCCUGUGGAAAGCAUCAAACCUCAUGCAGGAAAUGGAAAACGCCAUCUAGUUAUAAGGAUAGUUAUUGGCGUGGGAGCUGCCAUUACAAUAUGUUUAAUUUGCUACUUGAGCUGUGUAUGUUGGAGGAAGUACAAAGCAGAAGUGGAUACAAGAAACAGGCAAAGGAAGCUAAUACAUGACAUUGGAGGUGCUGCAAUGCUUUCCAGGAUGAAUUACAUAGCAAAAAAGUUUAAAAGAGAGGCUAAUGCAGGCGAUGAGAUUGAAAUAUUCAGUUUUGAAAGCAUGGUCGCUGCUACAAACAAUUUCUCAAGCUCAAAUAAGCUUGGUGAAGGAGGAUUUGGACCUGUUUAUAUGGGUAGAUUGACAAACCAACAAGAAAUUGCGAUAAAGCGACUCUCUACAAGUUCGGGUCAAGGGUUAACAGAGUUUAAGAAUGAAGCUAAACUCAUUGCAAAACUGCAGCACACUAAUCUUGUGAAGCUUAUAGGGCUCUGCAUCCAAAGAGAAGAGAGAAUGUUGGUCUAUGAGUACAUGUCCAACGGAAGCUUAGACUUGCACUUAUUUGAUUCAGAAAGAAGGAAUGUUUUGGAUUGGGAAAAGCGGCUUAACAUCAUAGAAGGCAUUGCUCAAGGACUAUUAUAUCUUCACAAGUAUUCAAGGCUAAAAGUGAUUCAUCGUGAUUUGAAAGCCGGCAACAUAUUACUUGACGAUGAGAUGAAACCUAAGAUAUCGGAUUUUGGCAUGGCUAGAAUACUAGGACUAACAGGUUCUGAAGAAAAAACAAACCGAAUUGUUGGAACACAUGGUUACAUGUCUCCAGAGUAUAUGUUAAAUGGCGUCGUCUCCCCAAAAGUAGACGUUUUCAGCUUUGGUGUAUUGCUGCUAGAGAUUCUCAGUGCAAAAAAGAAUAACUCCUCUUAUAACCCUGAUUUUCCACUACUCAAUCUCAUUGGAAAUGCAUGGAAGUUAUGGAAUGAAGGUAAAGCUCUAGAGCUAAUGGACCAUGGAUUAAAUGAAACAUGCAAUCCUAAAGAAGUAUUGAGAUGUAUCCACAUUGGCCUAUUGUGUGUGCAAAACGUUCCAACAGAUAGACCCACCAUGGUUGAUGUUGUCUCUUUUUUGUCAAAUGAUGCUAUCCAACUUGCUCAGCCAAAGCAGCCAGCAUUCUUCAUCAAUGUUGAUACAAACCAACAACAAUUGCAUACUAACACACAAGAAAUUUUCUCCAAAAAUAGUUUAACAUUAUCUGAUGUGGAUGGCAGAUGAAACAUGGCAAUUUGAGGAAUAUUUAGAUAAUUAAUUAGUGCAGUGGCAAAGUUACUCUUCAUUCAUAACUGUUUCAUGCUUUUUGCUGAGGAAAAAAAAAUGGGUUAAUUAUUGUGUACAAAGACGAUCAACAUAUAGACCUACUAUGAUAGAUGUUGUCAUUAAUCUUUCAAAUGUUAACAUAGAUGUUGUCACCUAUCUUUUGAAUGAUAUUGCUGAAAUACUAACAUUGUGGAUACAUGUGUGAUUUAAUUUA
Molecule: messenger RNA, 3431 nt
Organism: Arachis ipaensis
Lineage: Eukaryota; Viridiplantae; Streptophyta; Magnoliopsida; Fabales; Fabaceae
Source: RefSeq, a predicted model, not a curated record